Messenger RNA from Hyla sarda, 1530 nucleotides. RefSeq names its product deoxycytidine kinase 2-like. The transcript has 6 exons. The coding region runs from base 358 to 987 and encodes 209 amino acids. Gene Ontology annotation, cellular component: mitochondrion; cytoplasm. The record is from RefSeq and is a predicted model, not a curated record. Gene Ontology annotation, biological process: nucleobase-containing compound metabolic process. Gene Ontology annotation, molecular function: ATP binding; deoxyguanosine kinase activity. Lineage: Eukaryota; Metazoa; Chordata; Amphibia; Anura; Hylidae.
CUUAGAGGAUGUUCAGACGGUGGAAUGUUCGCACAGAACCAUUUAUGUGCAGACAUUGCACCAACAGCGGAGCGCCGGUAGAACAUGCUAGCACAAGGACCGCUUGAAAUGGUGCCCCCCCUCAUAGACGGCAAUGUAUUUCUGCACGGGCUCUGAAAUCUGGAAAUACCGUCGUGUGCACAGUGCAGCAGAAUCCCAUUGAAAUCAACAAUUCUGCAGCGGAAUUCUGCAUGGAAAUUCCAUUGUGUGAACAUAGCCUUAGAGGCUGGAACAAGGUUACAAAAAAAAAAACUGUACUGUCCUCGGAGCUUGCAAUUACUGAACUGUCCCUUCAAGUGCUGUGGUGAUCCGUAUGUCAUGCAUGUCAUUCUGCAGCUGAUCGCUGGCCAUGGUAACCUUUCUGAACUGUCUACAUCUCAAAAGAGUGGUGGGAACCUCCUUCAGAUGCUGUAUGACAAGCCAAAACGAUGGGCUUACACGUUUCAGACAUAUGCUUGCUUAAGCCGUGUGAGGGCUCAGCUGAAGCCAGUGUCUCCUAAGCUAAGGGAAGCAGAGCAUCCAGUACAGUUCUUUGAGCGUUCUGUGUACAGUGAUCGGUAUGUCUUUGCCUCAAGCUUAUUUGAAUCUGGGAGCAUCAAUGACACAGAGUGGGCCAUUUAUCAGGACUGGCAUACAUGGCUUUUGAACCAGUUCGAGAAUGAAAUUGAGCUGGAUGGAAUUAUCUAUCUUCGAGCAACGCCAGAGAAAUGUAUGAGUAGACUUCAUUCACGAGGCAGAGAGGAGGAACAGGGAAUUGAACUUGAAUACUUGGAAAGCCUGCAUUAUAAACAUGAAAAAUGGCUAUAUGACAGAACUACACAGUUGGACUUUGAAUCCCUCCGACAUACCCCAAUUCUAGUGUUGGAUGUCAAUGAUGAUUUCAAAAAUGACAAGAUCCAGCAAGAAGCAUUACUUGACAAAGUCAAAGACUUUCUUAUGGCCCUAUAACCACUACAGUUAAUUUUUAUUUCUUUUUAAACUUGACUUCUUACGGCUGGAACAUUGAUACAUUCCACCACUCUGCAUCAAAACCUUUCUUGAAUUUGUGUCUGUCUGUUUUUUUUACAACUUUAUGUUCAUACAGAAAUAUUUUACACUUUUUUUGCUUUUAGUAUUUGUAUAUAUCUGCAUGUAAAUAUGUGCUGGCUUAAAUUUAUAGACAUUGUCUGCAGCAGGAAGGUAAAAGGGGUUGUUUUAGAAGUAACCACUUGCUAGAAACUGCAUUGUAGCAUGUUGUAUAUGUAUGCUUAAGAAAGCUUAUAGAUUGAGAAGCUAUUUUACAAAAUAUAAAGGUGAACAAAUUAUCAUAUGCUGUUUUUCAGAGGUUGGCCUCAUGUUAAUAAUGUGUGGCUUGUAAAGCAUGUGUCUGUGCUUCAAAUCAUACAAGAUCUUCUAAGAAGGUGUAAUUUUAUUGCUGCAUUAAGACAAAAUUAAAGAUGGAAUAUGUAUGUUUUUAUUGUGGGUUGAAGACUGGAGAUUCUUUUCAAAUGU